AUGGGAGGAUCACCUCCUUGCGGCGACUCAGUUCGAGCUGUCAAAGACUACAAACGACAAGCAACCACCUCCAAGAAGUGGCCACCUCCAGUCAAAAAUGAUCACCAGAUCACUUUUUCGGCACUAGAUACCAAGGGUGUCCACAUGCCGCACAACGAUCCUCUCCUUGUCGACCUCGACAUCGGAGAAUGCCUAGUCGCGAAGGUCCUCAUCGAUACCGGCAGCUCAGUCGAUCUCAUCUUUCGCCACACACUCGACAAGAUGGGAGUCGAUUUACGAGAUAUGAAGCCAUCCUCUCGCACGCUCACUGGUUUCAACGGAGCCUCAGAGCAAAUGAUCGGAACAAUUCGUCUCCCAGUAUACGCAGGUGGUAUAACCCGUACCGUCAAGUUCUCCGUCGUUCGAGCCAAAGCACCAUACAAUGCCAUCCUCGGAACACCAUGGUUGCAUUCCAUGAAAGCAGUUCCCUCGACGUACCACCAAUGCGUCAAGUUUCCCGGCAAAGACGGAAAAACACAGACGAUACGGGGAGAUCAACAAGCCGCGAGAGAACUGCCGAUUGCAACUGUAAAGAUGCAGCAACAGGCUUCCCUCGUCAACUCCGUCAGCAAACCACUCCACAAGAUAUACCCCCAGAAGGAGGAAGUUCGCGAAGUCGCAAUUGACGAAUCCGACCCAACGAAAAUCGUCCGAGUGGGCGUCUACCUGUCCGACGACAUAUGUUCAAGGAUCAUCUCCUUCAUCAAAGACAACGCUUCAACGUUCGCCUGGAAGACCUCCGACAUGAAGGGGAUCGACCCCGCAGUUACCUCCCAUGAGCUGCACGUCGACCCGACGUUCAAACCCAUCCGACAGAAGCGACGGAAACUCGGUCCAGAAAGAUCUAAAGCAGUGAACGAUGAAGUCGACAGGCUCCUCGACGCGGGUUUUAUUACCGAACGAGGAAUAGAAGCCAACCCCAAGCAGAUCUCGGCGAUUCUCGACCUUCCAAGCCCGAAAAACAGCCGCGAAGUGCAGCGACUAACGGGACGCAUUGCAGCUCUCAACAGGUUCAUCUCGCGAUCGACCGACAAGUGUCUUCCCUUCUACGAGCUACUAAGGGGAAACAAGAGGUUCCUCUGGGAUGAAAAAUGCGACGAGGCGUUCAAUCAACUCAAGCAUUAUCUCACGACCCCACCCGUUCUAUCGAAGCCAGAAGCCGGCGACACACUAUCUCUCUACAUCGCCGUUACAUCCUCCGCCGUCAGCAGCGUAUUGAUUCGAGAAGAUAGGGGAGAACAGAAACCAAUCUUUUACACAAGUAAAAGAAUGACGGAGCCCGAGACGAGAUAUCCAACACUCGAAAAGAUGGCCCUGGCCGUCGUCACCUCGGAAAGAAAACUGCGACCCUACUUCCAGUCGCACACGAUCGAAGUACUGUCCAACCAACCACUCAGAACGGUUAUGCAAAAUACUAACCAAUCGGGACGGUUGACCAAAUGGGCGAUGGAGCUAAGCGAACAAGACAUCGUUUACAAAAAUCGCAUAGCAGCAAAGUCACAAGUCCUUGCCGACUUCUUGAUCGAGUUGACGCCAGAGCUGGAACAAGACCUCAUCCUACCAAGCGUAAACUGGAUCCUCCACGUCGACGGUUCAUCCACGAGUAAAGGAUCAGGAGCAGGAGUGCAAUUGCAAUCACCAACAGGAGAACUCAUCCGGCAAUCAUUCAGUUUCGGUUUCGCGGCAUCAAACAACGAAGCUGAGUACGAAUCCCUCAUCGCGGGGCUCCGUCUCGCCAAGGCGGUGAAAGCCAAACGAAUCAGCGCUUACUGCGACUCUCAACUCGUCGUCAGCCAGUACCUCGGUGAUUACGACGUCCGCAACGACAAGAUGGACGCCUACCUCAAACUCGUUCCUCGCGGAGAAAAUGUUUGUGCCGACUCCCUCGCCGCUCUGGGAAGCAAGUUACACGACCAGGUCAAAAGGACAAUCCCGAUCCAUAAAAUCGAGAAACCAAGCAUCGAUACGAAGGCAGAACAGGCCGCGAUUAUAGCAGCGAUCAACGACGCGAUGGACAUUGACGAAGCGGAAUCCCCCUCGCCAGAUGAUCACUCAACCGAUUGGCGUAAGGAACUCAUUGAUUACCUCGCGGAAGGUGUACUGCCCGUCGAAAAAUGGGAUGCCCGGCGACUGAAACGACGCAGCACGCACUACGUCGUCCUGGACGGGGAACUACACCGAUGGACUGCAACAAAGGUACUACUCAAGUGUAUCGCCGGCGAAGAAACGAGACUCGUCAUGGCCGAAACACACGAAGGAGCAGCAGGCAACCACUCGGGCGGGCGAGCUCUCGCACUAAAAGUUAAAAACCUCGGAUUCUACUGGCCAACCAUGAACGCCGACUGCGAGACAUACGCGCGCAAAUGCGAUAAGUGCCAGCGUCACGCCAAAACCAUACACAGCCCAACGGAGUUUCUCCACACCUUGACUGCUCCAUACCCAUUUAUGAGAUGGGGAAUGGACAUCAUUGGUCCGAUGCCGGCAUCCCGACAAAAGAAGUUCAUCCUGGUACUCACCGAUUACUUCACCAAAUGGGUUGAAGCCGAAGCCUACGCCAGCAUAACCGACAAGGAGGUACAAAACUUCGUCUGGAAGAACAUAAUCUGCCGACACGGGCUCCCAUACGAGAUAAUCAAGGACAACGGUUCGCAAUUCAUCUCGCAUCACUUCAAGGGCUUCUGCGACAGAUGGCGCAUACGACUCAACAUGUCGACACCGAGAAACCCGCAAAGUAAUGGUCAAGCCGAAUCGACGAACAAGACCAUCAUAGACGGUCUGAAGAAACGACUCGACUUAAAGAAAGGUUGCUGGGCAGACGAACUAGAUGGUGUCCUGUGGUCCCAUAGAACCACUCCUCGCGGAGCGACGAGGACUACACCCUUCUCAAUGGCCUACGGCAUCGAGGCGAUGGCUCCUGCAGAAGUGAACGUGACGAGUCUACGCCGGUCGCGCAUGCCACAGAACACUGAACUCAACCGCGACAUGCUCCUAGACGCACUCGACGAUAUCGAGGAAAAGCGCGACCAAGCGUUACUCCGCAUCCAGAAUUACCAGCAUCAAAUCGAGAGCUAUUACAACAAGAAGGUCAAGUCGCGUCCUCUCGAAAUGGGCAACCUCGUCUUAAGAAAGGUCUUCGAAAACACUAAGGAGUGGAAAGCCGGCAAGCUCGGCGCCAACUGGGAGGGACCAUACAAGAUAGUCGAAGUCAUCAAGCCAGGAGUAUACCGCCUCGAGACUUCGACAGGCGAAGCAGUACCGAGAGCCUGGAACUCCAAACAUCUCCGCCUCUUCCAUCCUUAG
Messenger RNA from Brassica napus (rape), 3339 nucleotides. RefSeq lists its product as uncharacterized. Gene Ontology annotation, molecular function: nucleic acid binding; RNA-DNA hybrid ribonuclease activity. The record is from RefSeq and is a predicted model, not a curated record. The transcript is spliced from 3 exons. The coding region runs from base 1 to 3339 and encodes 1112 amino acids. Gene Ontology annotation, biological process: DNA integration. Lineage: Eukaryota; Viridiplantae; Streptophyta; Magnoliopsida; Brassicales; Brassicaceae.